CACAAAAAUGUAUUAAUGUAUUAUUUAAAUGAAGAUGGAAAUCGAGUAUACACAUUAAAAAAAAUUGAUCCAAAUGGAAAACCGACAUUAUCAGCCCAUCCAGCACGAUUUUCUCCAGAAGAUAAAUAUUCAAGAGAAAGAAUAACAUUAAAAAGAAGAUUUGGUUUGUUACUCACACAACAACCAGCACCUACUUACUAAUAUUUAUAUAAUUUUAUAUGUAUCAUUUUAUCUGUAUUUAAUAUAAAUUAUAUUUGAAAUGCAAUAAAUAUUUUAUAUAUAAUGGA
Molecule: messenger RNA, 287 nt
Organism: Apis florea (little honeybee)
Lineage: Eukaryota; Metazoa; Arthropoda; Insecta; Hymenoptera; Apidae
Gene: Nop10
Product: Nop10 ribonucleoprotein
Biological process (GO): snRNA pseudouridine synthesis; rRNA pseudouridine synthesis; positive regulation of telomerase RNA localization to Cajal body
Cellular component (GO): box H/ACA snoRNP complex
Molecular function (GO): snoRNA binding; telomerase RNA binding
Source: RefSeq, a predicted model, not a curated record